CUCUGGCCCACCCGAUCUCACUUUUCCUUUUCGCUUCUCUUAUACAAGCACCACCUCCACCGACAUGCGCACUGCCAUCAUCUUUGCGACGAUCAUGGCUGCGACCACCAACGCCAACGCCAAGCUCACGCCCGCCGAGCGCAAGGAGCUCACGGCCGACUUGAAGCAGUGGCAGACCCUCUUUGGCGACUCUGCGCAACGCAACGGCUUCGUUCCCGAAGGUCUCAGCCUCGACACGCCCAACGACGAGCUCCUCGUCCGCAUGAAGGCCGCCAAGCAGCGCGUGCCCGAGCUCGCCAAGGAGAACCCGGACGCCUCCUUCACCCACCUCUCGCCGCUCGCGCUCCUCACCAAGGACGAGUUCAAGCACUACGUCAUGAAGUCGUUCAAGCGCGGCAAGCGCGCGCUCCGAGCCGACAAGGUCGACUGGGCCAGCGUCGGCGCCGCGUCGGCCUCUGGCAACGUGGACUGGACCAAGGACUCCAAGUGCGUCAACCCCGUCAAGAACCAGGGCAACUGCGGGUCGUGCUGGGCCUUCUCGGCAACGGGCACUGUCGAGUCGGCGCACUGCAUUGCGACUGGGACGCUCCUCGACCUAUCGGACCAGCAGACCACGAGCUGCGCCAAGAACGGCAACAUGGGCUGCGACGGCGGCCUCGAAGACCGCGCCAUCACGUGGAUCCACGACAACGGCGGCAUCUGUCUCUCCAAGGACUACCCGUACACGUCCGGCAAAUCCGGCCAAACCGGCUCGUGCAAGUCGUCGUGCACCAAGCAGAAGCUCGCGAUUGGCGCGACUGUCAACAUCAAGGGCGAGGGACCGCUCGAGACGGCGCUCAAGACGCAGCCGGUGGCUGUUGCCGUCGAGGCUGGCAACGACGUGUGGCAGUACUACAAGGGCGGCGUGGUGUCGCAGUGCCCGGGCGCGCAGUCGGACCACGCCGUGAUUGCGGUCGGGUACGGCUCGGAGAACGGCAAGGACUUUUUCAAGAUCCGCAACUCGUGGGGUGCCAACUGGGGCGAGAAGGGCUACAUCAAGCUCCAGCGCGGUGUCGGUGGCAAGGGCAUGUGCAACGUGGCCGAAGAGCCGGCGUACCCCAAGAUCACGGCGGGCCCGACGAGCAAGCCGACCGAGUACCCCACCGAUGCUCCGUCGGAUGAGCCCACCGAUGAGCCUUCGGAUGAACCGUCGGACGAGCCUUCGGAUGAACCGUCCGACGAGCCUUCGGAUGAACCGUCCGACGAGCCUUCGGAUGAACCGUCCGACGAGCCCACUGACGAACCGUCUGAUGAGCCCACGGAUGAACCGUCGGAUGAACCAUCCGACGAGCCCUCUGACGAACCGUCUGACGAGCCCACCGACGAGCCCUCUGAUUACCCGUCGGACGAGCCUUCGGACGAGCCUUCGGAUGAGCCCUCUGACGAGCCUUCAGAUGAACCGUCUGAUGAACCGUCUGAUGAGCCUUCGGAUGAGCCGUCUGAUGAACCGUCUGACGAACCUUCGGACGAGCCUUCCGAUGAGCCUUCAGAUGAGCCGACGGACGAACCCACCGAGUACCCGACUGAAGAACCGACCGAGGAGCCGACGCCUGCUCCCUGCCGCACGACGCGUCGCCCGCACCACCCGCACCACCCGCACCACACGCACCGCCCGACCCCGACUGGCAACGGCAUUGGCGCUGAGCUCCCGCGCUACGGCUAAAUUGUCGAGCGAUUGUG
Saprolegnia diclina VS20 is the source of this 1719-nucleotide messenger RNA. RefSeq lists its product as hypothetical. The coding region runs from base 65 to 1702 and encodes 545 amino acids. The record is from RefSeq and is a predicted model, not a curated record. Gene Ontology annotation, cellular component: lysosome. Lineage: Eukaryota; Oomycota; Saprolegniomycetes; Saprolegniales; Saprolegniaceae. Gene Ontology annotation, molecular function: cysteine-type endopeptidase activity. The transcript has a single exon.